Molecule: messenger RNA, 3829 nt
Organism: Portunus trituberculatus (swimming crab)
Lineage: Eukaryota; Metazoa; Arthropoda; Malacostraca; Decapoda; Portunidae
Molecular function (GO): oxidoreductase activity, acting on paired donors, with incorporation or reduction of molecular oxygen; L-ascorbic acid binding; iron ion binding
Source: RefSeq, a predicted model, not a curated record
CAUGUAGAUAACCACUCGACAAAUGGCAAAGUAUCAAGGCCAUACUUGAUGGGAUUCGAACCUACGUGUAGACGUCUGCCCAAUCCUACGCUCACCACCUUAUCCACUGCGCAACAUAGUUGCUUUCACGUUAGGUUUACUUAUAUUGUUUGUCUUUUCCUGGUGACGUGUACAUGACGCGGUGGUAGUUUUGUUUUCCUGUAAUGAGUGGCGGAAGUCAAUCUCGUACUGUUGUACAACCACGGCUUGCCAGAUGGGCAAACACCGCUUGUCUCCCUCCGCCUUGCUAGGGGCUACACACCUGUGGCUUCUGCUGCUACUGCUGUUGUUAAUGUUAAGUGUGGAGACUGUGGUGGCUCAAAAUAGGAACUCAGAGCUGCACGUGGUGGCACUGGUUGGACAGGCGGGAGCCACAGCCAGGCACUUCCUCCACUCAUCGUGUAGACUAGGUUUCCGCAGUGAGAAAGUGGUGGGGAGCUGGGACAAGUGCACGAGAGAUGGAUGUGAUGCCUUGGACCAGAUGACGUACUACCUGAGGACUCUUCCAUACGACGACCUUGUUAUUGUCGCCAGCUUAGGAAACGAGUAUGUCUACAUAGUAGGGAACUACGAAGAUACUUGGAGGAAGGUGGCGGAGGCAGACGGGCUGCUCGUGGCGGUGCAGGAUGGAGGGCAAGGUGAGAGUGGAACGCUGAGGAACCAGCAGGGACAAAACACUCACAAGACAUUCAAGGAACGCUUAGAGGAGAAACAUUCAGACGGGAUGAGGGAACAAGACGACCAGGAUGAAUUAGAAAAUGAUCGAGAGGAAACUCAGAGUACAAGCCACGCCGGGAAAACCAAAGAUGAAGACAAUCUCAAAUUUAGUAACGAACGUAUAGGGAAAGAAAGUCGUGAAAAUGUGGCAACAUCGCAGGAUGAAGCUGGGGCGAAUAUGAUAAAUUAUAGAAGACACCCAAGCAGGAAAGACGAUAGGGAGAAGGAGGAGGGUGCUGACGGUAGAGCAGAGUCUGGGACGCGGCGCUAUGUGAGGAGGGAAGGUCAACACAGCGUAGAAGAUGAGAUGCAGGAGGAGGAGGAUAAGGAGAAUACAAAUAUGGUUCUGCUGUACCGCGCCUUGCAAGAAGGAACAGUUUUGGGUCGAGUGGGGACACUCCUAGACGCACUGAGAGAAGGGGCGUCGCCUAGCAUCACCCAGGACACACGCGGCACACAUGUAGUCUUCGGCAACCAAAGAAGCCGAGGCACCUUGAGAAUUGAACUCCCGCUGAAGGUGAUGUUCUACCCCGAUGACGACAGCAACACCGUGCCGAGGGAGCGAGAGGAUGGGAGUCAAAAGGAAUUAGAGGAGGAGCUGGAGUAUACAGAACCGUUUAUUGUGUAUAGUAAACAUGAGGAGAUCGACCUUCAUAAUCUCUUGGAGGUGGCGGGCACUCCGGAGCUUCGAGAGGAGGACACCUGCUCAUAUCUCCUUCCGCAGAGCCCCACCGAGGACUCCCCGCGACUGCUGGUGAACCUCCUACUUGGUGAGUCGUGGGCGCCCUUUCUGGAGGAGGUGCUGGCAGGCAUUGAUCUCCAGGACUACCCGAGGGAAGCCCUGGACGUGUGGAUAUAUAGCCAGAGUGGUGUGCAGGAGGCGGAAAUCUCUGCCUUCAUGAAAAAAAAUAAAGAGAAGUACUCGUCCUUAACCCUCGCCCUGGACCAGACGCCGGACCACCAUCUGCUGAGGUCCCGGUGUGAUGAAGCCAACUGUUCUUUGUUGGUGUUGAUGGAGGCCCACGCCGUGCUGGACUGCCCUGCUACACUUAGGCUUCUUGCGGACUCUGACAGACCUGUAGUGGGUCCGGUACUAAAGCAGAGGCAGGAGGGAGGGGAGACGAACUUUGUUGUGAAGAAAGGCGAGGACAUCUCCCAUUGGGACAACCUGAUUCGGAGCCAGAGAGUGAGGGCGACUCUGAGGGUGGCGGAGGUACAGGCUCUCAGAGUGGUGCACCGGGACUACCUGGAGGAUCUCAUGUUGGGGCGGCAGGUGGACCAAUACAUCAACACACGAGUGAGGCCUGGCCUGCUGCUUGAUCCUCGCGGCCACAAGGAAGGCAAGCUACACCCGGAUCUGUGGGGCUUGACGUACAACCCAAGGGCGUGGAGGCAGCGCUACAUUCAUCCAGACCUCCUUAGCAUUAUCUGGGGGAAGGCAAAAGCGGAGGAGGUGGGCAAGGACCUUUACUACGUGCCAUUAUUCAAAGAGCGUUUCUGCCGCGAGCUGGUGGAGGAGCUGGAACACUUCGGACAGUGGCAGCACAAGGAUAUGGAUGACCGUGAAGAGGCACACCACUACACCAGCACCAACAUCAACUUAAGCCAGAUCGACUACGAGGCAGAGUACCACGUGGUGAUCAACACACUACACAAGGAGUUGUUGGCCACUCUUUACGGCGGAUAUCGGGCGGAAGGCAAGUCGUCUCUGCUGUUUGUGCUGAGAUACAACGCCGCUACAGACUACAACACCUUCACCUACCAUCUGGACGGCGCCACCUACACCCUCAACGUGGCGCUCAAUAAUGACUUCACGGGCGGCGGGCUGGAGUACCGGCUGGGCAACAAGCUGUUUGAGGAGGAGAAGGAGUUGCUACUGCCCCACAAUCGCACUGGAUGGGCUGUGGUGCAGCCCGACCGUCCCUACCACCUCCACCACGGCGUGCCCCUCUUAUCCGGCCGUCGCUACGCCCUCAUUGCCAUCGUGGAUACCAAUGACGCAGGCAGCAAGGGCGGCCCGCUGUGGUAGUGAACUGGCUAGGGAAGCACAAGGAAAGGAGGCGAGGCUCGUUGAUGCUUAUGAGGGAUUGAAAUAGAAGCGUGGACGAAAGCCAGGUAAAGGGAGAGGUGUUAAAAGGUAGUUAGUUCUUGUUUUUGUAUGUGUAGUUAUUGUUAUGAUUGUUAUUGUUGUUGUUAUUGUUUUUAUAGUUGGUAUAAGUAAUAGUAGUACAUGCUUCUGUUGAUGUCUUUUUAGAUUGAAGUAAGUACUACCUACAUCGUCUUACUUUAUAGGUGUAAUGAUAAUAUUUGUAGUGUUGUAUUUGAUGUUAUUGUUGUUCAUACUCCCAUAGCAAGAGAAUUAAUUGUAACCCGUAACUAUCCAAUGCUUAAGAGGAAGAAUGUUAUUAUCUAUUGCCAGUGUGUUCCUUGCUGGAUGCUUAGUUUGGGCAUUCGUGGCUUCUGUACGGCACAGGACAUAUACACAGGAGGAGGUAGCAGGCUUGUUGUUACGCAAGGUAAUGGUGAAUGCCGCACACUGUCAGGUGAAGGGAAAAGCUAUUUCCAGAACAUUACGACCCUUAGUUCGAUGCUUACAACGGACCCAAAGGUGACUUUCCUUAGGCAUUAAGAACAUCAGGACAUAACAAAAUAAGACAAGCAAGAAAUCAUAAGGGCUUUACGUCGCAAUCUCUGUAUGAAAUAUAUUUGCCUAUUUCCACUUCAUCCAUAAAUUUGUUUGAUCUUUCCCUAUUCCCUGAUGAGGACCUGAACACUGAGUGUUUUCCUGUCAUUUACCAUUCUAUUUGAGAUCCAUUUUUUCCUAUCUUUUAUUCAAAUCUAAUAUUUUAAAGCUUGAAUAAUGAAGGUGACACUUAGAUAGAGUUUCCUCAGAGGUGCAGUGACUGGAAGAGUACUCCCAUAAACACCUUGAGCACCUGUGUUCCUCUGCUUCCUCCCUAAUUGUCUUCAAGAUGGUCUUUGUCCCUAUAACGUCACGCUGAGAGGGGACGCCUUUCCUUCUCAUUCAGUUGAAUGCUCGAUGUGAAUGCGAGAUAAAGCGGACCUCUAUAAA